Messenger RNA from Sabethes cyaneus, 1296 nucleotides. RefSeq lists its product as uncharacterized. Lineage: Eukaryota; Metazoa; Arthropoda; Insecta; Diptera; Culicidae. Gene Ontology annotation, biological process: glutathione metabolic process. Gene Ontology annotation, molecular function: glutathione transferase activity. The record is from RefSeq and is a predicted model, not a curated record. The coding region runs from base 1 to 1296 and encodes 431 amino acids. The transcript is spliced from 3 exons.
AUGGACCUUUACCACACGAUUAUCUCACCACCGUCUCGGUCGGUCAUCCUUCUGGCUAAGCAUCUUAACGUUCCACUAAACCUCAAAAAAUUAGAUAUAUUCGCGGGUGAGCAACUAUCCGAAUGGUUCGUUAAGAUAAACCCUCAGCACUGUGUUCCGACCUUGGUAACGGAGGAAGGCGUGUCUUUGUGGGAGAGUAACGCCAUCAUGGUCUAUCUGGCCGAACGUUUCGACAUGGACGAAAAAGUCUAUCCGAAAGAUGCGUUAAAACGGGCCGUUGUGAACAAUCGACUGUGCUUCAAUCUGGCAACACUGUACAAGCAAAUCAGCGGCUACUACGGACCGAUCGUGAUGCGUGGUGCGACUCCCGAUGAGAAUGCAUUCAAACAAGUGGAGCAAGCGUUCCAGUAUCUGGAGGGUUUCUUGGCAAAGGGUAAGUUCGCCGCCGGCGAGCAGAUUACGGUUGCGGAUUUCGCUCUAGUUACGACGGUAUCGAUGGCGAGUGCGAUGAAGUUCGACUUUACGAAUUAUCCGAACAUUGAACGGUGGAGAAAGCUUUGCGAAAACACGAUCACCGGUUACGAGGAGGUAUCCAAGCAGGCUCAGACUGCCUGGAAAGCGUUUCAGGAGAGCAAACAAAAGAACAAAAUGGAUCUCUACUAUCAUAUUAUACCGCCACCAAGCAGAGCUGUACUAGUAUUAGCCAAGAAAUUAAAGCUAGAGUUGAACCUCAUUUCUACAGACACUCGGGAUGCCGGCCAAAUGGACAUUCUAGCAAAAGUGAAUUCACUGCAAUCGAUGCCAACCCUGGUAGAUGAUGGCAUCAUCGUCGGCGAAUCGCACAACAUUCUCAUCCACUUGGCCGAGAAGUUCGACACAGAAGGAACGCUGUACCCGGUGGACGCCGGGCAGCGUGCCCGAGUGCUCGAGUGUAUGUUCUUCGAUACCAACAUGUACAAGUGCUUCGUAGCGUACUCCAUGCCGGUGGUUAUCAAACGGCAGGAACCGAACGACGACCUGAGGGAGAAGCUGCUCGUCUGCAUCCGGGCCUUCGAUCGCUACAUGGAGUCGCGCAGCUACGUUGCCACCGAUCACUUCACGGUGGCCGAUUUGGCACUCUCGCAAACGGUAGCCGCACUGGAGGUGAUCAAGAUCCAGGUGACCGACUUUGCCAAUGUGAACCGUUGGUACGAAGCAGUGCGCAGCGAGUUACCGGGUGCCGACGAGUUUCAGGCACAAUGCGAAGACGUGCUGCGUGCCUAUUUGGUGAGACAAUUUGGCGAUCUGGAUUCGUAA